CGGUAAAAGACUUCAGAGACUGCACCACCCACACACACCCCUCAUCUCUCUCUCUCUUUCUCUCUCUCUCUCUCAAAACCCUCCUCCUUCAUUUUCUUAAUCUCUCUCUUAAUUACCACUUGUUCAUAUCGGCAAAACAUUAAUUUAUGGACAAAGGAUGGGGGCUCACCCUUGAUUCUGACUCCUGCGGCUUCCUCCUCAACAAGCCGCCCACCGCGGCGGUUAAGCUCGACCACAACCACAAUAACAACAAGAGAAGCAGUUUUUUUAGUGGGGAAAGGAUGUUUUCGGGAAUGGAAUUCCCUGUCAAACUUGGCAGCCGGGAAGAGCAGACUGCAUCACAGCCGUCCAAUGACAACGAUCGGAUGGUUGUGGAUGAGGUGGACUUCUUUUCUGAUCGUAAGAACAAGCUCAAAAGCAAUAGUACUGAUGAUCAUCAUCAGGAUUCGAGAUCCAAUGAUGCAAUGAGUGUCAAGAAGGAGAAUUGGACUGGUUUGGAUGUUAAUACUGGAUUGCACCUUGUUACUGCGAACACCGGAAGUGAUCAGUCGAUGGUUGAUGAUGGGACUUCUUCUGAUCGUGCGGAUGACAAAAGAGCAAAGAAUCAUGAGCUGGCACAGUUGCAAGUGGAGCUCCAACGUAUGAAUGCUGAAAACCAGAGGCUGAAAGAGAUGCUAGGUCAAGUGACCAACAACUACAGUGCAUUACAGAUGCAUCUUGCUGCAGUUGUACAACAACAACAUAAUCACACUACUGCAGCUCCAGCUGAUCAGAGCUCACAAUUACACCAUGAUCAGAAUGCUGAGGCAAAGGCUGAUCAAGGUAAGAAACAAGGGUUGGUGCCAAGACAAUUUCUAAAUUUGGGUCCGAGAGCCACAGCCGAGGCGACUGAUGACCAAGUUUCCAAUAGUUCAUCGGAAGCGAGAACCGGAUCAGCUUCACCACCUCAAAACAUCAGUGAAGUUGCAUCACCGAAAAACGGUCAGAUUGGUCCGUUGGAUCCGGAAAACUCUAAUACUUUCCGUGACGGGAAAAGAGUUGGCAGGGAUGAGAGUCCUGAAUCUGAAUCAGAAGGAUGGGUGCCCGACAAGGUCCCCAAGCUCAACAAUUCUGCGGCUCCUAAGCCAAUUGAUCAAUCAACCGAGGCUACCAUGAGGAAAGCCCGCGUCUCCGUUCGAGCCAGAUCAGAAGCCUCCAUGAUUACUGAUGGGUGUCAAUGGAGAAAGUAUGGACAGAAGAUGGCAAAAGGGAACCCAUGUCCUCGUGCAUAUUAUAGGUGCACCAUGGCUGUAGGCUGUCCUGUUCGCAAACAAGUACAACGUUGUGCGGAGGACAGAACCAUACUGAUCACAACAUAUGAAGGCAAUCACAAUCACCCACUGCCCCCCGCUGCAAUGGCCAUGGCAUCAACCACCACGGCAGCUGCCAGCAUGUUGCUUUCGGGGUCCAUGUCAAGUGCGGACGGGAUGAAUAUGAACCCUAAUAAUUUGCUAGCCAGAGCAAUUCUUCCAUGCUCAUCAAGUGUUGCCACAAUCUCAGCCUCAGCUCCAUUUCCAACUGUUACAUUGGACCUUACCACAUCGCCAUCAUGUCCAAAGCCAAACACCCCAUUUCAAGUCCCUAAUUUCCCAGGGCAACCCCCGAGUUUUGGGGCAGCUUCACAUCAACUGCCUCAAGUUUUUGGGCAAGCCCUUUACAACCAGUCUAAGUUUUCAGGACUUCAGCUGUCCCAGGAUACAAUGGGGUCUACUAGUUCACAAAAACAAAUGCAGCAAACGCAAUCUUCCUCCUUUGCUGACACAGUGAGUGCCAUCACGGCUGAUCCGAGCUUCACUGCUGCUCUCGGCGCUAUAACCUCGAUCAUUGGCGGAGGAGCUCAUCCGAGCAACACCACCACCAACAGCGCCUCCCCCAUGUCCAACAACAGCAGCGGUGCCAACAACAACAACAAGAUUAGUGGUUUCCCGGGAAAUUAAUUAGAAAUGUGGCAUCUAUUGUUUUUGUUAAUUUAUUUUUUGGCUUUAAAGAAAGUUGGUAACCUGUCGAUACAUUUUGUUUUUUUUUUUUUGUUUUUUUUUGUUUUUGUUUUUUUUGGGGAGGGUUUAGAUCGAACCCAACUUCAUUCUUUCUUUCUUUUUCAUUUGUGUUUUGUUUUGAAUAAUUUGAUUCAAAAUUUUCAGUAAAUAUACACAUACAAAAAGGAAAAAGGUUUGGUUUAAUGUAUUUACUAUUCCAAUCA
Messenger RNA from Malus domestica (apple), 2239 nucleotides. Its product is annotated as probable WRKY transcription factor 31. Gene Ontology annotation, molecular function: DNA-binding transcription factor activity; sequence-specific DNA binding. Lineage: Eukaryota; Viridiplantae; Streptophyta; Magnoliopsida; Rosales; Rosaceae. The record is from RefSeq and is a predicted model, not a curated record. Gene Ontology annotation, biological process: regulation of DNA-templated transcription.